Molecule: messenger RNA, 1302 nt
Organism: Neohortaea acidophila
Lineage: Eukaryota; Fungi; Ascomycota; Dothideomycetes; Mycosphaerellales; Teratosphaeriaceae
Product: RNA polymerase I-specific transcription initiation factor-domain-containing protein
Exons: 1
Coding region: 1-1302 (433 amino acids)
Source: RefSeq, a predicted model, not a curated record
AUGUCUUCGAUCAGCGGUGAGCCGAAUGCUGUCGCACAUUCAGAUGCACCGACCUCGUCGCUUGUUCGUAACGGGCCUGAACACCCCGGAUCGUCUGGCGACCUUUCCGCAGCACCAGAGACAGGAAUCAGCCAGGAAAACACGACCGAGACCGUCGAAGAAGGCGAGGUCUUCUACAGCCAAGAAGACGACCGACUCAACCGAUUCCAAGGUUCAUCGAGCACAUGGCGACACUUGACCCAAGAAGAGCGCGACCUCGCCGCUUCUCUCGACCAACAACAAUCCAAUAACCUAAGCAUCCACUUGUAUAAUGCUCACGCACUCAAAGCUCGAGCGCGCGACUCUGCGACAGCCGCCAACGCAAAGUCGACCAACAGCAAAAAGCGCCGGACCAAAGUUGAGGACGAUGGAAGCUCAACGUGGAGUCCUGAUACAGCAUGGACUGCUUGGCCGCUGGGUCCGAGGGAUGUUCCUCGUAGCGGAGAAAGCUUUGGCGUUCCAAUCCUAAGCGCGGGGGAAGACGACUCUACCUACCGAAUGCUGGAGCCCUGGAAGCCGAGUGCGGAGCUGGAGGAAGAAGUCAAAGCCUUGAUGUUGAGGAGAGCGAAGGACUUGUACCGGCAGCGUAUGCAAGCUUUCGCUUCCGACGAGCCAACUGCAUUGGUCGACGAGGAUGAAGCCGAUGCCAUCCUGCAACCAGCGGUCCGCCACAUUCUUUCUCAACUGGACGAGCUGCUCACUGCUCUGCGGACAACCCGACGAGGUCACGGUAGUAGAUCACAGUCCAGAUCGCAAAGUCGGCGACGUUCGUCUAGGCUGAAACGGGCAUCUCAACACUCGGGAGAGGAAGACGACAAUGACAACGAGACCAACGACAAAUCCAACGGCGAUCAAUCCGAAGGAGCCCAGGAUCUUAAACACCAGCCGAAGCGACGACGGCGACUCAAUACUCGCGACUGGAGCGAAGUGCUCAAUCUAGCUCCACUCACUGGAUUUGACGCGGCUGUAGUGGAACGAGCAAAGUCACGAUGUGCUUCCCUAUUCGCCAAGGACGGUGCUCUUUCUACUGUUCCAACUGCGACGCAUGACGAUUCUUUGACGAACACAAAGCUACACGAGACUCGCAUGAACUUCUGGAACUGCCCCUUUCCUGACUGCGCACGAAGCCUCAGCCCCUACGAUACGGCUUGGAGGUGGCGAGAGCACCUGAAAAGAACCCAUAAAUAUAGCAAGGACGCCAUCGCCGAGGCGGAACGAAAGCUCAAUGGUGAAGAGCUAAUCGCUGACAGAGAAGCUCCAUGA